AUGGUCCUUUUAUUGCGUGAAGAGCAGCGCAAGCGGAAGAUGAGUAUUCUUAAAAUUCCGCUCGACUACAUUUUGGCGAGGAAUAUUCCUCAGUCGGAUAUUCGAAAAUCUAGUGCUGUUUGGGACGUCGUCACGGCAGGUCUGAAAGACGAAGAAUGCAAGACGAAAUUCCGCGAACGUGUGUCUAUUCAUGAUGGAGUACGGACGAGAAAGAAGCUUAGCAGUGCGGAUUCUUUCACAAAGUGCAUCCAGGGCGCUGCAAGGAAACGCUUCCGCAGUGGUGACUUCAACCAGGAAAAGCGUCUUAGAAGGGAGCUGCGUCGUCAACUGCAACAAGACCGCGAUAACGAGUGGACGUCAAAAGCGAUGGAGUUCAAAAAAGCUUGGGAAGACAAGAACCCGCGGAAAGCCUACGCUCUACUAAAACAGUAUAGCGGCAAAAUGAAAAGAUGUUCUGCUGUCCUUAACACUGCCAAUGACCUUGCUGAACCGGCAAACACCUCAGCUCCUGAACUCGAGCAUGUUCGUAGGCCGACACAUGACGAGGAGCCAUCGACCGAGACGGAGAGGAAUUUGUCCGUCACGGACCCUAGAAAUUACCGUGGAUUCUCUUUGCUGCGUGUUAUAUACAAAGUAUUGGAGCGGAUUAUUCUGGACCGACUCAUCAAACAUCGCGAAGAAACAACGCGCGACGAGCAAGCUGGUUUUCGUCCUGGCCGAUCUACGAUUGACCAGGUGUUCAUCGUCAGGAAAGUGAUUGAAAUCUGGCAGCGUGCGCUCCGCGCCGAUGGAGUACCAGGAAGGUUUGUUGGCUUGCUUGAUGACAUGAAUCAACGAACAACUGCUGCAGUUCGAACACCAGCCGGAUGUACAUCACCAUUUGAGGUGGUAACUGGAGUAAGACAAGGGGCUGGGGCAGGACCUUUUCUGUUCAAUUUCGCCAUCGACGACAUUAUGCGAAGAACAGUUGAUCAGCGCCCUGUCGAUAUCAUCCUGGCAGGAUGCCCCUUGACCGAUCUCGAGUACACAGACGAUGUUGUUAUAUUCGCGGGAAGCAGUAUGAAACUUCAACAUGUUAUCAACCUUUUAUCGACACUGGCUGCAGCCUAUCGGUUACGUCUACGCCUGAUAAAUGCAAGCAGAUGUGGAUCUUUUCGAGACCUCGAACGGGAAUCAGCGUGGACGGACAACCGGUAG
Messenger RNA from Necator americanus (New World hookworm), 1197 nucleotides. RefSeq lists its product as uncharacterized. Lineage: Eukaryota; Metazoa; Nematoda; Chromadorea; Rhabditida; Ancylostomatidae. The transcript has 5 exons. Bases 1 to 1197 code for a protein of 398 amino acids. The record is from RefSeq and is a predicted model, not a curated record.